This is a messenger RNA of Alosa alosa (allis shad), 1360 nucleotides long. It is a transcript of the gene rab21, whose product is annotated as RAB21, member RAS oncogene family. Gene Ontology annotation, molecular function: GTPase activity; GTP binding. NCBI's taxonomy places the organism in Eukaryota, Metazoa, Chordata, Actinopteri, Clupeiformes, Clupeidae. The transcript has 9 exons. The record is from RefSeq and is a predicted model, not a curated record. The coding region runs from base 648 to 1310 and encodes 220 amino acids. Gene Ontology annotation, biological process: Rab protein signal transduction.
UAUUCUUGUAAGACUCAUUUUUCAGAUAGCCUACAUGUUUAUUCAUAUUUAUUGCUACUGGGAGCAAACCAUACAGUGACAAACCUGAAUUUACAGUUUAGGCAAAGGGUGUAACAAUAAUUUUGUUUAAGAAUAGCUUGCAGAAAGACAGAAAAUGGAUUCAAGAAAUGCAAGAAAGGUGGAGUUGCAUGGCAGUCAUCACAACCAACAGCCACCGACCCCAAGCCUAGCCAGGAGAAAGAGAAUACAAGAGACGACUGACAUUAGGAGCCCAACGGACAACAUGAUGUCUCCAUGCUCACGCAAACUCAAUGGGAAACCUACCAAAGAUAUGCACAGCCUCUCAGCUGCCCGCUAGACAGCAUUGAAGAGUGACUGCCUGCCUUGCUCAUCAUAUGAUCCCCGGUCCAUGACGUAGAGGAAGGAGACGCCAUUAGACAGGGUGCGAGUGCGAGAGGCUAGGUUACAGAGAGGGUGGAGGAAGUCAAUCAGGUUCAGUGUGAAAGACCGUCGUUUUUUUCUUCUAACGAGGGGAACAGUGUCCACAUUUUACUCUCUAUUAAUAUACCCCCAACUGUCUCUAAUGUGACUGGACCAAGGCGCUUACAUUGGGCUAAUUUGGUUACUUACUGUAGGAUUUCUUCACCAUGGCGGCUGGCGGAGCGGGAGGCAAUAAUAAAACAUAUUCUUUCAAGGUGGUUUUGUUAGGAGAGGGUUGUGUUGGCAAGACGUCACUGGUAUUACGAUAUUGUGAAAAUAAAUUCAACGACAAACACAUCACCACUCUCCAGGCGUCCUUUCUCACAAAGAAACUCAACAUCACAGGGAAGAGAGUCAAUCUCGCAAUCUGGGACACAGCUGGUCAGGAGAGGUUUCACGCACUAGGACCCAUCUACUAUAGAGACUCCAAUGGGGCCAUAUUAGUAUAUGACAUCACAGACGAGGACUCUUUCCAGAAGGUGAAGAAUUGGGUGAAAGAAUUAAGGAAAAUGUUGGGGAAUGAAAUUUGUUUAUGUAUAGUCGGUAACAAAACAGACCUGGAAAAAGAGAGGCACGUGUCCCUGGAAGAAGCAGAAGGGUAUGCAGAGUCAGUUGGAGCCAAACACUAUCAUUCAUCAGCCAAGUUAAAUAAAGGCAUUGAAGAACUCUUUCUCGACCUUUGUAAAAGAAUGAUGGACAUGGCCCAAGCAGAGGAGCGGGCCAAGGGAAACGGCGCAAGUCAGUCGGGGAACGUGCGGAGAGGCGUCCAGAUUGUCGACGACGAGCCACAGGCGGCCACGCCUGCGGGAGGUUGCUGCUCAUCUGGCUAACGCCAAGUGUCCCAUGCCACCCCUCCCAUCUUGCCCCCCUACCCCUACCU